Molecule: messenger RNA, 765 nt
Organism: Fonsecaea multimorphosa CBS 102226
Lineage: Eukaryota; Fungi; Ascomycota; Eurotiomycetes; Chaetothyriales; Herpotrichiellaceae
Exons: 2
Coding region: 1-765 (254 amino acids)
Source: RefSeq, a predicted model, not a curated record
AUGAGCUCAAGUCAAGUCGUCGGCCCAGGCAUAUCUGGACUCGCCUCAUGGGCGCUUCACUUCAGUCCGACCGCCUGGUUCAAGUCGUGGCUCUUGUAUUUGGGGAUCCAGACGCAUGUUCGAGGAACACUAGAGCCCGAAAUGAAGCCACUGCACAAUAUCUGCGAAUACCUACACGCGCUUCAUAUCUAUACGGAUGAGGCUCGACGGGGGGAAGUGAGGACAGUUUCGGCGCAUCACUUUUGCUCGCACGUCAGUAAAGAUCUUCGACAGUGCCUCAUCUACGACUCGUGCAAACCCGGAGCGAGACUCAUUGGUGUCGAGUUCAUGAUCCCUAAAGCCCGCUACGAGGCGCUCGAUCCGCAAGAACAGAAAUACUGGCACUCGCACGAGUUCGAGGUCAAGUCCGGCAUGCUUGUUCUCCCGUACCCGGAGUCUCACAGACGCCGAAAGGACAAGUGGGACGAACUGGAAACCAAAGCAAUGGAGGAGGUCGUCACCCUCUACGGCAAACUGUACCAUUUCUGGCAGGUCGACAAAGGCGACGAACUGCCACUGGGUCCCCCAACACUCAUGGGCUCUUUGACCGAAUCGAAACAGCUCGACGUGGACGCGGCGAUGAAGGACAGGAACGAGGAGUUGGGGAUCGACCAGCCCGGGAAGCGCAAAUUGAGAGAGCACAUCGACCUCCCUGGGGUCUCUGAGAAUGCGGAUAGUUGGUGGAAAGAGGCUCAGCAGAAAAAAGUCGGUAUCUACGCUUCGUGA